Molecule: messenger RNA, 1083 nt
Organism: Ustilaginoidea virens
Lineage: Eukaryota; Fungi; Ascomycota; Sordariomycetes; Hypocreales; Clavicipitaceae
Exons: 3
Coding region: 1-1083 (360 amino acids)
Cellular component (GO): eukaryotic translation initiation factor 3 complex; cytoplasm; eukaryotic 43S preinitiation complex
Molecular function (GO): protein binding; metallopeptidase activity; translation initiation factor activity
Source: RefSeq, a predicted model, not a curated record
AUGAGCGACGCUUCGAAAGAUGGGCCUUUCCAGGCCGUCCAGGUUGAGGCUCUGGUCGUGAUGAAAAUCGCCAAGCAUUGCUCGUCGACCUUUCCCACAAUUGCGACCGGAUCCAUUGUUGGCAUGGACCGAAACAACCUUCUCGAAGUGACCAACACCUUCCACUUUCCUACCCUCGACAACACCACGACCGAGGGUCACCAGAACGAGACUUCUCUCGUUGCGGCCGCUGCCCCUAGGCAGAAAGCCAAUAUUGUCUACCAGACAGAGAUGAUUCGAUAUUUGAAAGAGGUCAAUGUUGAUGCCAACAAUGUUGGAUGGUACACAAGCGCGACAAUGGGCAAUUUCGUCAACAUGAGCUUCGUCGAGAAUCAGUAUCAUUACCAAAAAGACAAUGAUCGAGCCAUUGCCCUUGUACACGACACCAGCAAAAGCUCCCACGGCAACCUGACGCUGCGCGCUUUCCGUCUCACCAACACUUUCAUGGCUGCCUACAAGGAGGGCAAGUUCACCACUGAGAUCUUGCAAAAGUCCAGGCUGACUUUCCGCGACAUCUUGACCGAGUUGCCCAUUACCGUACACAACUCGCACCUCCUCACGUGUUUCCUUCACCAGAUGCCCGCACCACCGGCAACGGAGGAAAUUGAACAGCCCAACUCGAUUUCGGAGCUGAAGCGGGAACCCGUCAAGGCCCCUCUUUAUCCAUCCGUCGACAACCUUGAUCUCGCCAUCGACCCUUUCCUCGAGAAGACGUGCGAUCUGCUCCUGGAGAGCAUCGAGUCGCACUACACUGAUCUCAACAACUUCCAAUAUUACCAGCGCCAGGUCACCCGUGAACAGGGCAAGAUCUCUCAAUGGCAAUCCAAGCGAAAAGCCGAGAAUGCCCAGCGUGCCGCAGCCAAGCAGCCUCUGUUACCUGAAGACGAAUGGCAACGUCUCUUCAAGAUGCCCCAGGAGCCUAGCCGCCUCGAGGGCAUGUUGAACGCAAAGCAGGUUGAGCAGUACAGCAAGCAAGUUGACGGCUUUACUUCCAAUAUCAGCGCCAAGAUGUUUGCUGUUCGGGAGAACCUGAUGCCUCAGUAA